Messenger RNA from Pseudovirgaria hyperparasitica, 1810 nucleotides. RefSeq lists its product as uncharacterized. The transcript is spliced from 2 exons. The record is from RefSeq and is a predicted model, not a curated record. Lineage: Eukaryota; Fungi; Ascomycota; Dothideomycetes; Acrospermales; Acrospermaceae. Bases 327 to 1667 code for a protein of 446 amino acids.
CGCUAUUCGAUCUCUAAUAAGCAAUCCCUUUCCCCCCGCCAUUCUCAUCAUGUACAUUAAUCGACAUCGCUCUCGCUUUCGCUCUUCCCAUCGCGUUUGCUGUCGUUCUCGAUGAAAGCGCUAGAGCCCGCAGGCCCGCCAAAGCCAUACAGCAAACAAAGACCAACAAACUGGACACACGUGUCUGAUUCGAUUGUCCAGCUGGUGCAGCAGACUUUGAGACACCAGGCUAUCUAUUACUGGUCUCUCACACUUAUUCUCUCGUCUUUCGUCUCUCCUCUCUGCGUCCCACUAGCAGGCGGGGUAAUUAUUAGUAGAGACCAGUCAUGACGGACUGGAUGAUGUACCGAUUCCCCCCUCAGGGCGGUGGUCCCUCACGUCCUCGCACUGCUCAAGUCGAACCACAAGCACCCAGCGACUUCUCCACUCACGAUGCUCUCGGACGCGUCAUCUCGAGUGGUGUUGUUGUCGGUUCCUCCUUAACGCCUCCUCCUGUGCAUGCGAUGGACUUCAGUCGCCCGCCAAUAACCAGCGUGCUGGCGCAGAGCACGCGCGACGAUGCGAUGGACGCCUCAACGACAGUCUUCACUCUGCGUCACGGCCGUCGAUACCUUCAUGAUAGCACCUAUCCCCUGCCCUGCGACCUUCCUGAACUUAAUAGGCAAAAUCUAUAUACUAGCUUGGCGAUGAAGGUGUUUGGAAAGCCCAUUUGUGCCCCGCAAAUGACCAGCAACCCGCCGUCAAAAGUGCUCGACGUAGGUUGCGGAGGCGGAUAUUGGGCAUCACUCUGCCACGAUUAUUUCUCCAGCUUGGGUCAUGAUAACGUGUCAUUCACUGGGGUUGAUAUAGUAUCCCUUGCGCCAGACUUUUCAAAACAAGGCAUGAACUGGAAGUUCAUCCAGCACGACCUGAGAAGGGUUCCAUUGCCAUUCGAUGAUGCUGAGUUUGAUCUGCUCGUGCUGAAAGACCUCAGCCACGCUGUCCCGCUUGGUACAUCUUCACAGCGCAUGCUUGACGAAUGCUGCAGGGUGUUGAAACCAGGUGGGAUCCUGGAGAUAUGGGAGACGGACCAUGUAAUACGCUCCUUACAACCAACUCCAUUAAGCUUGGCAAAUGUCCGCAAAGAGGACAGCCAACAGGCCCGAGCUACAGGCACGUUUCCUAUAUUCCCUGGCACACCUUUUGUGCUUGCACAGAACAAGUUUCUGCAAGACUUCAACCAAUGGUUGGAAAGUGCGCUCGACAAAAGAAAACUUUCACCAUCGCCAUGUACUCGAAUCGCGGGCAUUCUUCUUCAGGAAGACACGAUGAGCGAAGUUGACUUCAGGCGUUUCGCAAUUCCUUUAGACGAGAUGCGUUGGGAACGAGAGGGCGAAAAGUCCUCCAAAAGACGUGAAGAGUCGACUCGGCGAAAACCUCAAAAAGUAGCCGAACAUUCAAGUUUGACCGAGGAGCAAGCUGCUGUGCGCUAUACUGCUUUGAUGAUUGUUAUACAGCAUAUAGAAAGCUUGGAGCCAAUCCUUAAAGAUGCAAGCGGCAAGAAUGCCGAAGAAUGGCAGCGCUGGUGGGCGUGGAUGAUGUCGGACCUUCUUGAGAAUCACAGCGCUAAUAACGGCGAGUGUUUAGAAAUAGGAGCGUGGUGGGCGCGCAAGGUUGGAAUGUCCUGAGUCUUCGGUGUGUUUCCGCUUCGGCGUUUCUGCGAUACGGUAUGGAUUAUACGUUUUCGUAGCGUUUGCGCAGGGUGCGAUAUCGCUUGAGGUAAUAUCUGGAGAAACGCGUCUUGUUAGCUUAUCCAAGCGACUCCUGCACC